CUUAUUCAUUUUGGCAACUGGGAAAUUCUCUGCUGUAUGUGGUGCUGCUUCUUGCUGAGCUGAAGAGAAGAAUGGGUGGAAACCCUUAUGGCCUCACCAAACUAAACCCUGCAUUUGGAGGUAGGAUAUUGGCUUUGGCGGGUCGAAAAUCGGCCAAGAAACUGAAGAGAUUAAAGGAACAGCAAACUGAGGUGAAAUUGGAAACUAGUAAGACCUCAUUAGAUGGUUAUAAUGGGAUUAAAGAUAAUCUCCCUUCAAAGAGUGGUAUCAUUAAUGAUGAUUUUGCCUUUGUGAAUGAGAAAAGUGAGGUGAAUUCAGUCACUAAUGUCAUCCCUUCAAGGGGCACAGUUCUCCGGGCCUGUACUGUGACUUCAGGUCUGAUAGCUGCUCUAGGGUUGGCGAUUCGGCAGGUAUCUCAAGUUGCAUCUUCAGGAGGGUUGCCUGUCUUUGACUGCUCCCAAGUAUCGUUUGAUUUCCAGGUGUGGCACCUCGGGCUGAUUACAGGUUCGGUUGUGCUGAUAUCAUUGUCAAGAUAUACACUACUGAAAACAUGGCCUGAUUUUGCCGAAUCAAGUGAAGCAGCCAAUAGACAGGUCCUAACAUCCUUAGAGACAUAUGAUUAUCUUAUUGUUGCUUUCCUUCCUGGGAUUAGUGAGGAAUUACUUUUCCGGGGAGGCCUGCUACCACUUCUGGGGCUCAACUGGAAAAGUGCUUUGGCAGUUGCAGCUCUUUUUGGUGUUCUACACUUGGGAAGUGGCCGAAAAUCUUCCUUUGCUAUCUGGGCGACCUUUGUAGGGGUUGUGUAUGGCUAUGUUACUAUCGUCUCUUCAAGCCUAGUUGUGCCAAUGGCGUCGCACGCGCUGAAUAAUCUUGUUGGCGCCCUUCUAUGGCAACAGACAUCAAGGUCAUCUGAACAAAUAUCGAGCUAGAAGCCUAAAACACUUUAAUGUAUAUAAUAUACUUCCUCUUUUUAGAAAUUAGCAUAUCACUAGACUUCCGUUAAGUUCAAGGACAUUUGGUGUAUUUUUGGAAAAAUAGGGGUAUAUUAUGUUUUUUUGAAAACGUGAAGGGUAUUUGGUGCAUUCCGUGAAA
Spinacia oleracea (spinach) is the source of this 1092-nucleotide messenger RNA. RefSeq lists its product as uncharacterized. The transcript has 8 exons. Gene Ontology annotation, biological process: CAAX-box protein processing. Gene Ontology annotation, molecular function: metalloendopeptidase activity. The coding region runs from base 72 to 929 and encodes 285 amino acids. Lineage: Eukaryota; Viridiplantae; Streptophyta; Magnoliopsida; Caryophyllales; Amaranthaceae. The record is from RefSeq and is a predicted model, not a curated record. Gene Ontology annotation, cellular component: membrane.